AUGACUUGUAACCAGAGCCAUCCCUUCCAAUACUUGUUAUCCAUGGACGGAGAUCAGCAGCAGCGGCAGCAAUAUUACCCUGGACGACUACCCAUCACCCUUGUUUCUCUCAGAUGUCACAAGAAUUCAAGCAAGCACUGGAGUUGGGCAGAGCUAAUGCAAAUCUGUUUGGAUGAAGCUGGAGGAAACAAAGAGGACAAGAAAGAGAGCGAAUAAAAGGCUGCAGCACAUGUCAUAGGGCGAAUUGAAAAAGGCGUCUUCAGCAAAACGCUUCGCUGGGAGCCGGAUGUGGGUGCUGCGUUCACCAGUGGCGGCGUGGCCUACCAGGUGGUGGACGGUGCCUUGCGUGUCAACCAGAGCGGACUGUACCAAAUCUACUCGCGGGUGGAGCUCAUCUUCAAGCAGUGCUCGCCCACGUCCUCCUUUUUCCACAUGGUGUUUUUGAGGAGGUCCUCUGGGUACCCCGACGUGGCCCUGAUGGAGGCCCUCAAGGCCGGGUUCUGCUCCCAGCGGAAUGAGCUAAAGCAGCAACACGCUUGGACUGCCGACAGUUACCUGGCGUCGGCUCUGUGGCUGUGCCAGAACGACAGGGUCCUGGUCAACGUGUCGCACCCCCAAUAUCUCAGUCACUCAAAUCAUGGCAACUUCUUUGGUCUCUACAAGAUCUGA
Messenger RNA from Phycodurus eques (leafy seadragon), 669 nucleotides. Its product is annotated as tumor necrosis factor ligand superfamily member 6-like. Gene Ontology annotation, biological process: positive regulation of canonical NF-kappaB signal transduction; extrinsic apoptotic signaling pathway via death domain receptors; immune response. The record is from RefSeq and is a predicted model, not a curated record. NCBI's taxonomy places the organism in Eukaryota, Metazoa, Chordata, Actinopteri, Syngnathiformes, Syngnathidae. Gene Ontology annotation, cellular component: membrane. The transcript is spliced from 3 exons. Gene Ontology annotation, molecular function: tumor necrosis factor receptor binding.